AUGACACUUGGUGGUGUGAUUCCAUGUUCGACUCAACUUAAGCCAGUGUUCAAUGCUGCUCUUGGCUAUCAGUGUAUCACUGUCUCUGGUAAUGGAUUGGCGAGCGAUGGUACUUUAAUCGGAUACAGAGGUAGUUUGAUGUACAAUCGAUAUUACAAUGCUAUCAGACAACAAUCGGCCAUUCCAUUCGUCAAGAGCUCAGACUAUGUUUGCAAUCCACACAACAACCGAGUUCAGCCAUAUCUUGUUGACCAAGCAAAGCAAUACUCUGAAUUCAAUAUAUACGCAAAUGGAUCAGUGCAACUCGGUACCGAUGUCGUUCCACUCGUUUGUCUUCAAGAGCAUGCUGGUGCCUACAGUUUCAAUUAUAAUGGUGCUGCCUAUUAUUUUGUUUUGAUUAUUAACUCAUUGCCAGCGGGUUGUCCAGCAGUUCACUUUGGUGAAAGUUGCAAUGGAACAACCACUCCAACUCCUACUUCCACUCCUACUUCCACUCCGGCUCCAAGCAAUACGACAUUCAAGGUGACCGCUACUAAUAACUGGGUGAAUGGAAACGACAAUUUUACUCAAUACUCUGUAGAUAUUAAGAAUGGAGGAACCACCGAUAUCACCUCGUUGGUCAUCUCAGCAACCAAUUUCAAUGCAUCCUCCAAAUGGAACAUCGAAUCCCUAACAAAUGGUGAUCUUACACUACCUUCCUAUGCUACAAUUCCAGCAGGUGGUACCUUUACCUUUGGAUUCAUCACUACCUCAAGUGUUAUUCCAUCAUUUGCAGUUAAAAAUUAA
This is a messenger RNA of Heterostelium album PN500, 786 nucleotides long. RefSeq names its product carbohydrate-binding domain-containing protein (gene staB). Gene Ontology annotation, cellular component: extracellular matrix. Bases 1 to 786 code for a protein of 261 amino acids. The transcript has 2 exons. NCBI's taxonomy places the organism in Eukaryota, Evosea, Eumycetozoa, Acytosteliales, Acytosteliaceae. Gene Ontology annotation, biological process: extracellular matrix organization. Gene Ontology annotation, molecular function: extracellular matrix structural constituent; carbohydrate binding. The record is from RefSeq and is a predicted model, not a curated record.